UAUUGUCGCAUACAUAAUAUAUUAUGUCAACGCUUGGGCGAUAUAAUAUAUUAUGUCAACGCUUGGAACUAGGAUGGAGGUGACUAGGCAUGAACUUGCAACGAUAGAUUUAAUUGGCGCUUUGAUAACCAAUGAAUGCUUUGGAGACAUAUUUUGGCGGUAUUUUCCAUCAUGGAAUCGUCUAAAUCUAAGAGAACUGAGUUUGAUGCCAAUCAAGUUAAAAUAUUAAAUUCUGCAUGGAAUAGCGGAAUCGGACACGCAAAAAUAAAUAAAACAAUAAAUGUUACUGCCGAAGAAUCGGGCUUGUCGCCAACUCAAGUAAAGAAUUGGAUUAUAAAUAAAAAAAGGAAAGAGAGCGGUAGAGUGUAUAAAAAAAACCAUUACAUAAAAGACUCUACUCAAUACAAUAAUUUUUGUAGAGACCAGAGCAAAAAAGGAAUAAAGGAUUUCAAGCUUUGGAGUAGGAACUGGGCAGAACUGUCUAGUCAGGAAAAAUUAGAAUAUAGAUACUCUCCAGUUCCUCUCAAAGACCAAUCCCCAAAUUCAAAAAAAAACACAUCAACAGCUUUAUUGAAACAGUUACAGGGAAUUUUAAUUAAACUAAGCGAUUGUGAUGUUGACAUUGCUGCUGUUGGAGAAAGGGAAGGAAACAUCAUUUUUGCUGGCUCUAACAGCAGCAAAUUUCUGAAAUAUUUGGAAAAUAGAGAGGAUGAAUUUGUCAACUCGCUACUUUUAAAACCGGGAAAGGAUGCUGAAGAAUCAUGUACAAAACAGCUUAGAAAACAGGUACAAGAUCAUAUGAAUGCUCUAUAUGGAAAAGCUACAACAUCUUAUCAAAGAUUUCCAUAUGAGAGAGUCAAACGGGGAGAAAUAGUUGUAGAUGGUUUCCCACAGGAAGUAAAGCCGAUUCAAGUACCAUCUAGAUAUGGCAGGAAGAAAUUAAAUUUAAUUUUAUCUGUUCAAGAAAUAUCUGUGAAGGAAACUGAACCAUCACGAACAACAGCACCACCCCUAACAACAGCACCACACAUAACAACAGCACCAAACCUAACAACAGCACCAUACCUAACAACACAUCCAUUAACAACAGCACCACACAUAACAACACAUCCAUUAACAACAGCACCACACAUAACAACACAUCCAUUAACAACAGCACCACACAUAACAACACAUCCAUUAACAACAGCACCACACAUAACAACACAUCCAUUAACAACAGCACCACACAUAACAACACAUCCAUUAACAACAGCACCACACAUAACAACACAUCCAUUAACAACAGCACCACACAUAACAACACAUCCAUUAACAACAGCACCACACAUAACAAAACAUCCAUUAACAACAGCACCACACAUAACAACACAUCCAUUAACAACAGCACCACACAUAACAACACAUCCAUUAACAAUAGAACCACACAUAACAACACAUCCAUUAACAAUAGAACCACACAUAACAACACAUCCAUUAACAACAGCACCACACAUAACAACACAUCCAUUAACAACAGCACCACACAUAACAACACAUCCAUUAACAAUAGCACGACCCAUAACAACACAUCCAUUAACAAUAGCACCACACAUAACAACACAUCCAUUAACAACAGCACCACACAUAACCACACAGAUGCUUACUGCAGAUCAGAGUAAUAUAGAAUAUGAAGUAGAGUGUAUAGUUAAAAAAAGAAAAAAAAAUCGAAAGGUUCAGUACCUCCUACACUGGAAGGGUUAUCCAUCUUCUGCCGAUUCUUGGGAAGAUGAGGAACAUUUGAAUGAAACCUUAAAAAAAUCAUUGAAAAUUAAAAAAAACAAAACAAGUAAAUAAGUGACUAAAUAUGCAGAACAAUAUAUCAAUUUUAGACAUAUGAACAGUUUACACCAGAGUUAAUCCACUCAGCCUGUGUGAUCUACGACAUUAUACAUUAUAUUGUAUAAAUUAUUAUUUGUAUCCAUUUCAAAAGUUAACACAAGUAAGGUUUCA
Molecule: messenger RNA, 1992 nt
Organism: Patella vulgata (common limpet)
Lineage: Eukaryota; Metazoa; Mollusca; Gastropoda; Patellidae
Exons: 9
Coding region: 136-1836 (566 amino acids)
Biological process (GO): chromatin organization; negative regulation of transcription by RNA polymerase II
Cellular component (GO): pericentric heterochromatin
Molecular function (GO): chromatin binding; DNA binding
Source: RefSeq, a predicted model, not a curated record